AAGGAACCGCCGCGGGCGGUGAUUGGCUAAGACGCGCUGCUGGCUAAGUAGCGCCUGGAGGUUCAUUCAAGUCGGAUCCGAGGAUGGUCGCCGGGGUCUCUGGAGUGUUUUUCCGCCGGCUGGGAGCGUUAAGCGGAGGGGCUGCGGUGGGAGCGGCCGCCUAUGGAGCGCACGGUUUCCGAAGGAGCGACCGAGAUGAUUACUUAAAAGAGCUCUAUGAAACGGCCAACAAGUAUCACUUCUUGCACAGCCUGGCGCUGCUAGCCGUCCCCCAUUGCCGAUAUCCCAUGAUGGCUGGGAGCGUCCUGUCCUUAGGGAUGGGGAUGUUUUGCGGGGCCUUCUAUUACCACGCUUUGACCGGAGACCCGACCUUCACCAAAGCGGCUCCGUACGGGGGAGGUCUCCUCAUCCUCGGCUGGCUCGCCAUGGCCCCCUGACCCUGCCCACCCGCUCUACAAAUCCCAAUUGAGCCCUUCCCCUCCUAGCUACACCCCAAGUUUAUGUGGCUGUUCAAGGUGGCGUGAAAAUUGCACUGUUCAUAGUGUGUAGUUUGGAGACUGUCAUUUAGGACUAUCUGCCGCAAGACUACAUAUCCCAAUUCCACAGGCUGGAUCUGUCAUUGUUCAAUGCAAAAUUAUAAUGGUGGCAUUACAGCGUAAGUCCACGUGAACUUUCCAAGGGAGAAUUCUGCAGCAUCCUGGGAUUUGUAGUUUAGGGAAGGGCAUUUAGAACUCUGCCACAAAACUAUGGUUCUUCAACCCAAACUACAUAUCCCAUGAUUGUAUUGGAUGCAGCUACACAUGGGUUGUGCAAGAGGCAUAUUUUUAGACAUGUAUAAAAGGUAUACCUUUGCAAACUAUAACUUUGUAAUCAUUUAGAAAAAACAAAUCAAUGACUUCAAUCAAGAUGAAAAUUUAUUUAAUAAAUGAACUGGAUGUCUUUAA
Messenger RNA from Anolis carolinensis (green anole), 944 nucleotides. RefSeq names its product transmembrane protein 256 (gene tmem256). The transcript is spliced from 4 exons. Bases 84 to 437 code for a protein of 117 amino acids. The record is from RefSeq and is a predicted model, not a curated record. NCBI's taxonomy places the organism in Eukaryota, Metazoa, Chordata, Lepidosauria, Squamata, Anolidae. Gene Ontology annotation, cellular component: membrane.